Molecule: messenger RNA, 873 nt
Organism: Quercus robur (English oak)
Lineage: Eukaryota; Viridiplantae; Streptophyta; Magnoliopsida; Fagales; Fagaceae
Exons: 1
Coding region: 1-873 (290 amino acids)
Molecular function (GO): RNA-DNA hybrid ribonuclease activity; nucleic acid binding
Source: RefSeq, a predicted model, not a curated record
AUGGAGAGAGAUCACAGCCUAAUAAUCUCAGGUCCAGUUCAGAUGAUAGAAAGCUGCGAGGGCAUGUUGCGCGACAUCCUUCCCACUAAGCAAAAUAUGAUGCGCCGAAAGGUCCCGCAAGAAUGUAAGGCAGAGUCUGAAACAACGGGACAUUUGUUCCGGAGCUGUCCAAGAGCACAGAAGGUAUGGCAAUACAUAAAAUUGCAUUUCUCUUUUGAAUCACAUACUAUCUCGUCCUUCUUUGACUUAAUGUGGAACCGGGUUGUGCUGGGUAAGUAUGAUGAGGACAAAGUGGCAAUGGUGGUUACUGUAGCAUGGGCCAUAUGGUUUAAUAGGAAUGAAGUUCGAAAUGGGAAAAGUAAGAAGACAAGAAGGGAUAUAGUGCAGUGGACGUCUCAGUAUCUUGUGGAAUGCUUUGCUGCGAUUGAAAUUCCGAGAACUACGAGUCCAACAAGUCAGGUGGUAACAUGGGCACCUUCAACGGGUUUGAGAUACAAAGUCAAUGUUGAUGGGGCGGUGUUUAAAAUGCAAAAGACAGCAAGAGUAGGGGUGGUGAUUCGAGACUCUCAUGGACAGAUUGUAGCAGCUCUGAGUAAGAAAAUCAACUCACCUUUGGGGGCAUUGGAGGUUGAGGCGAAGGCUUUUGAAGCUCGAAUCAGAUUUGCAAAGGACGUUGGGAUUUCUGAUUUUACAGUUGAAGGGGACUCCUUGGUGGUGUACAAUGCUUUGUGUGGUCAUUCUAAUCCUCCUUCAUUUGUGGCACACAUUAUAUCAGGUAUAAUUGGGAAUUAUGGGGCUUGUUCAUCGAUUGAUUUUUCACAUAUUAGAAGACAAGUCAGCUCAUUUGUUAGCAAAAUAUGUGUUAGGUAUUGA